CAGCGCAUCGGCCGCCGGGUGUAGAGCUCUCGCCGCGCGCCGCCGACCCAACUUAACGCCACCCGGGACUCGACUGUGGAUACGUUGGAGAUAUCUGGCCGGACCCGAAAACGCGAUUUUAGAAACACAACAACAACAACAACCACAACAACAACAACCAAAAAAAAAACGGUUCAUUUAUUCAGCCGCCUCUUCGAAGUGACUCGGAUUUAAUUUAAAAGUUGCAAAGUUUGUGAGGAACUCGUUUUAAAGGUGCUUCACUUUUCGACGCACCGUCAACUGAUCCAGAGACAGCUCACCGCCGCUCGCUCUCCCCGUGGGAGCUGUAAACCUCCGUUUGACCCCCAUCAUUUCUUUGCUUGUCUGUGUGGUGCCCAGCGCUCACCAGGCGGUCCCAGAGGGCGGGCACAGAGCCAUGGUAACUCACAGCAAAUUUAACUCCGCCAUGAGCAGCAGCCCCUUCGAACCCAACAUGCGGCUGCCUCAGCGUUACAAGACCUUCACCUCCAAGAUGCAAUACCAGAUGGUCCUGUCUACUGUCCACAAACUCCAGGAGAGUGGCUUUUACUGGGGCCCUAUCAGUGGCAAAGAGGCCAACGGCAUACUGUCAUCGGAGCCCAUCGGUACAUUCCUCAUCCGAGACAGCUCUGACAACCGACACCUCUUCACCCUCUGUGUCAAGACGGCAUCGGGCACAAAGAACCUGCGCAUCCAAUGUGACACGGGCCUGUUUUCUUUGCAGACAGACCCUAAGAGUAUUCAGUCGGUCCCUCGUUUUGACUGUGUACUCAAGCUUGUCCACUACUACAUGCCCCAGAGCAUUGGGGCCCUGUCCGUGGGGAACACACGCAGUGGAAAUAUGUACUACAUCUACUCCGGAGGGGAAAAGAUCCCUCUUGAACUCAUAAAGCCUCUCCCCUCUAGCCUGUCUAGCCUCCAGCACUUAUGCAGGAAAACGGUUAACGGACACUUGGACAUUUCGACUAACAGAGACCAGCUCCCACGUCCGCUCAAAGAUUUCCUCCAGGAGUAUGAUGCUCCUAUCUAGAGACCUCUAGACCGCUGCUCCUGAGGAGCAGAGACUUAACUGUGUGAUGAGGGAGGUCAGUGGUUGCCAAAGAGCCAUGUUCCCAGCGAGUGGGUUGCUAUGUGCUGGCAGUGUCUGUUCCUGUGGAGUGGCGAUGAAGCAAAACCGGUCAUCAGAAAGUCAGGGAAGACACUCGGUGUACGUAGAUGUGAUAUGAUUGGGUCCUGUGCCCUUCGAGAAGGAACUUUUGUCCCGGUGAACUGUGUUAAACAGGUCAUGUGUAGUUCCCCGCAGAUAAGUAGGCAUUAGUCACUCUAGCACCUCAUGCCAAGAAAGAACAGUCGGGUCGGGGACUGAUCCAUGGGACGGCCUCAAGACAAAGAACACUGCUUAAAGAUUGCAUGGAAGAAAGCUAACCACAAUCCUCCUCUCCCUUCCUGUAUGACACAGAAAUUUGCAAAAACUCGAACGAGGCCCGCAGCCAGCUGUCUAGACUCUGACGCACCGAUUCCCCCUCCACUGCUGCUAAUCUUGGUGCUAUGGGACUGACAGGCACACACAUCAAGAGAUUGUCUCUUACUAUGACUGAACUGGCUUUGCUAUUAUACAUGUUUGACCAGCAUGCUCUGUCAUCCCAAACUUUCUGACCAGACAUGCUUAGAAAUUCACACACGAGCAAAUGCUCCGCUUAGAAGUGCACAUUGUGAACAUUAUAGAGUGAACGUCUGGGUCUGCAAUGACAGGAGAUGACUGAACUCUUUCCUCUUAAUGUUACUGAUCUAUAAAGUGUAUGAAAACCAAAUGGAGGCCUUUUUUUAAUGGGAAAGUGUGGGGGGGGUGUAUUUCUGGUAGUUUGUUUCUUGGAGAAGUUUAUGCACAAACUUGUCCAAACCUGCAAGUGUUUUACUAGUGGGAACACGUGUGUGUGAAUGUCAAAUCCGAUUGGACGUUACUUGAGAGAACAUUAUCACUGCUUUAUAGUGUUUGGGCAAAUUGAACCCCCAAAUCCUACAACAGUAAGACUUUGUUUUAUCUUAAUCGGCAAGUAAAGUUUUGCUUGCUUCUAGUAGUAUUAGUGGCAAAGACAGGAUGGCAAGUGAAUGUAUGAAAAUUAAUCUCUCUUCGCCUAACAUGGAGAGAACCAAGGCUUGUCUUAAACUCCUUCCUUAAAUAAGACAAUGUUUACAGAAGUAAAAAUGCAAAUCUGUUUUUCUUCCAUCUUUUAUAAAGAUAUAACAUUGCCAGCCAAGCUACUGGCUGUACAUGCUUUUGGACAGACGGAGCAAGCAUACUGAAACGACUUUGCACAUAUUUAUAUUUGAGUGAACAUUUCAAUAAUUUAUAAUAAAAGACCACUAUUUUUGUAUAAAAUAUGUCUCUUGUUUGCCUUCUUCACUGUGGAUAAAUUAAAGACUAUGGGGUAAAAGAUCCCAUCUGGGUUAAGAUCA
This is a messenger RNA of Lampris incognitus (smalleye Pacific opah), 2475 nucleotides long. RefSeq names its product suppressor of cytokine signaling 3a (gene socs3a). Gene Ontology annotation, biological process: phosphatidylinositol phosphate biosynthetic process; intracellular signal transduction. Lineage: Eukaryota; Metazoa; Chordata; Actinopteri; Lampriformes; Lampridae. The record is from RefSeq and is a predicted model, not a curated record. Bases 416 to 1048 code for a protein of 210 amino acids. The transcript is spliced from 2 exons. Gene Ontology annotation, cellular component: phosphatidylinositol 3-kinase complex. Gene Ontology annotation, molecular function: 1-phosphatidylinositol-3-kinase regulator activity.